This is a messenger RNA of Ilex paraguariensis (yerba mate), 1435 nucleotides long. The record is from the annotation of a GenBank genome assembly. Lineage: Eukaryota; Viridiplantae; Streptophyta; Magnoliopsida; Aquifoliales; Aquifoliaceae.
AUGGACGAAACUUCUUCCCAGCAAUCACAGAUUCAGACACAAACAACGUCCGAAUCGGACACCGAUACGUUACAAUACUGGUGCUACCAAUGCAACAAGCAAGUGGCCGUCGAAACCCUAGCCGAUCUCCCUGACGUCAUCUGCUACGAGUGCAAGAACGGCUUCGUUGAGUCUAUCGGUACUUCAAAUCCUCCUCCUUUAGCCCCAAAUCUCCGAGCCUCCGAUCAGAUCGACGAACCCUCUUUCGGCAACCAGUUCCUCCAAGUCCUCCGCCUCAUCGCUCAGGUCGCACGUGAAGAUGACUCGCCACCUCCACCUCCCUCAGAACACGCAGAUCCAUCUGAUGAUGACUAUCUUCGUAUCGAAUUCGGUGGGUGGGAUAACAACGACGACGAUGACGAUGAAACCGAGGUCGAAGUCCGACAUGUAGAUGAACAAGGAGGUGAUGAUCACAAUCAAGCUCGAUCCGAUGUUGAUGAGAAUGAAAGUCAUGAAGAACAUGACAAUCAUGAGGAGAGAGACGAAAACGAAAUUCGGAGAAGGCGACGCGAUGUGCUUAGGCUAAGGCUCAGGGACUUUGCGGCUCGAGCGGCGCGUAACCAGGUUAUUGAUUGGGCGGAGAUGCUGAUGGGACCGGAGGACCACUCCAUUGAAUUGCGAUUACAAGUUCCUGAAAUGGAUGAUUACAUAGGGAAUCCAGGGGAUUACGUAGACGCAGCUGGAUACGAGGAGUUGUUGCAGAACUUAGCUGAUACUGAUAACGGAAGAAGAGGGUCACCGCCGGCUGCAAAAUCAGCUGUGUCCGCGUUAGAGUCGGUAGAAAUUAAAGUUGAAGAGGAGGCUUUCGUUUGUGCCAUAUGUAAAGAUUCGGUGAGUGUUGGGGAGGUACCUAAGAAAUUGCCAUGUGGGCAUGUAUACCAUGGGGAUUGUAUUGUGCUGUGGUUAGGUUCGAGGAAUUCUUGCCCAGUGUGUAGGUUUGAGCUGCCCACGGAUGAUCCGGAGUAUGAAGAGGAGAGGAAGAAGAGGUCAAUGACCACUCCAAGCAGUGCUGCUUCGAGUUCCGGUGGUUAUAAUUAUGGGUUUGAUUGAUUUUUUUUUGUGGGCUGCAGCGAUCCUUGAUGGGAUCACUCUUCGCUGUUUCUGCAUCCUACUUGAAGGAGGGAGGGGGAAAUAUGCUGAAGAGAGAGACUACUAUCUUGUGCACAUUUCUCUUACAAUCCAGCUACAGCUUGGGCUUGGUUGAGUUUCAAUUAGUAGCAUAUGACUAGAAACUCUGCCAGCCGAGGGUUUUUACAUGGAUCCCAUGACGCAUUACCGAUGCUUAGUUCCCUGAAGAAUGUUAUAUUCUUGGUAUUAAUUUAUAAUCUAUUUUCUUUGAAUCUUUCCCUUGCUUCUCAGUAUUGGGAUCUUAUGCCUCAUGGCUGAUGCUAAUUGA